Molecule: messenger RNA, 369 nt
Organism: Dioscorea cayenensis subsp. rotundata (Guinea yam)
Lineage: Eukaryota; Viridiplantae; Streptophyta; Magnoliopsida; Dioscoreales; Dioscoreaceae
Product: SKP1-like protein 1B
Exons: 2
Coding region: 1-369 (122 amino acids)
Biological process (GO): SCF-dependent proteasomal ubiquitin-dependent protein catabolic process
Cellular component (GO): cytoplasm; nucleus
Molecular function (GO): cullin family protein binding
Source: RefSeq, a predicted model, not a curated record
AUGUUGAAAAGCUCCGAUGGAGACUUCUUUGAGGUAGAGAAAGCCGUGGCCAUUCAGUUUCACACAGUUAAAGGAAAGAUUGAAGAUGAUUGUGGCAACAAUGAAAUCACUCUUGAUAAUGUCACCAGCAACAUCCUCUCCAAGGUCAUCAAGUAUUGCAAGAAGCACAUUGAAUUUACAUUAAACUAUACCAUCAAGAAUGAGGCUAUGACAAAGGAUCUUAAGUCAUGGGAUGAAGAUUUUAUCAAGGUUGAUAGGAUGACUCUAUUCAAGCUGUUACAGGAAACAAGUUAUCUAAACAUAAAUGGCCUUAUAGAUUUGUGCUGCCAAGCUGUGGAUGAAAUGAUCAAAGGUAAAAGUCCAGAAUGA